This is a messenger RNA of Blastomyces dermatitidis ER-3, 989 nucleotides long. RefSeq lists its product as uncharacterized. The transcript is spliced from 2 exons. Lineage: Eukaryota; Fungi; Ascomycota; Eurotiomycetes; Onygenales; Ajellomycetaceae. The record is from RefSeq and is a predicted model, not a curated record. The coding region runs from base 1 to 804 and encodes 267 amino acids.
AUGAACCAUGGAACCAACUCCGGCAGCUGCGUCUUGGCAAGGCUGAAGAAGUUUCAUGGCUUGAUGGCGGCGCUGCUCCGAUCCAAUAGGAGGGAGGGAUAUGGCAAGAGCUCCGAACACGUAAUUCUUGGCGCACGUACAAUCUACCAAAGACAUCAACUCGAGUCGCACACCAGCUUGAUAGUUCUGAAGAAGCCAAAGCGGAGUCUGAGAUCUGAGAAGGAUGCCCGGCAGACUAACUUUGUCCAGACCAUCCCCUAUGCCGAUCCUCGGCACAUUUCCGUGUCAAAUCUGCACUACUCUGUGUUCUGUGGCAUAAGCCACCCGGAUUGGGAAUGUGGUACAUACUACAUACGUGUACCCAGUCGAAAAAUAAGACCGGGAUCUGCACUCUACACUUUCUGUUCAGAGGCCAGUAUGCCAAUGUUCGUGUGCAGAGUAGAGUGUGAAAGAAUUCGUCAGCCGCCGGUCAAUGAGCUACCUACAGAGGUAUUCAUUUCAUUGGUGUUUUGUAGGCCAGCUGGCCAACAAACUACUCUUUCUAUUGGUUGUGAAAUCUCUAUUCAGACGCAUACUGUCACUACCGAGGUGCGGGGAUCCCCAGGCAGUAACGACGGCCGGCGUGAGGCCACCCUAGCCAGCCGUGACCACUGUGAUGAACCUGGAGGUUGGCGACCUGAGCCCAUGAGCCGAACCUCCGGGACUCAACCCGUUGCAGCAUCUUUGGUUCGCAAUCUUGUCCCUGAUGCUGCGGCUGCCCGCUUCUGGGGGAUUGCAGCACUGAGCUUGCAAUUUUCUGUAUAGUCACGCAACUCGUUAAAAUUAAUCAGGGUGAGGUUGGUAAUUGGCUUUCCAUGAAUGGAGUACGGAUAACGGAGUACAAAUGGAAAGCAACAGAAACUCUUUUGUGCACGCAGAAGUUCAAGUUGUGCCUGUUUGGCUGAGGUUGGUGGCUGUGGUGCCUGUGGUGCCUGUAGUUUCGGAUUUAG